AUGACGUCGAGCUGCUCUACCUACACCGGCGCGUCAGGCAGCGGUCAUGAACGUGUCACGCGCAUUCUCGUCGUUGGCGAGGCAAGCGUCGGCAAAACGCUGCUCAUCCGGCGCCUGUGCAACCACGUUUUCGGCGACACUUCCAUUACGAGCACCGAUGAAGUGUCAGCCCCCGAAAGCCCACAUCAAUCACAGAAUGCAGUGACCGAUGACGACCUCGGCCCCGAGUGGGGGCCGACGGUGGGGAUCGCCGUGGAUGCCCUGAAGCGCACCACUACGGUACUUGACGACACCGUCACCAUCCCGAAUCUAGCAAUGUCCGCACCGUACGAUACAGCCUCUAUGGCGGGGUACACGGCGCAGUCGUCCAGCUUGUACUCUGUCGAGAACGGCAACUACCCCAGCUCCUUUGCCUACGGCACCUCAUGCUUGAACAACGGCUGCAGAGGAUCAAACAGUGGGCUCCAGUACCGGGGGCAGGGCUUCGUCGGCUCGAACGCCUCCUUCUCCCUGCCUUAUCAGGUGACCAGCGCCUCGUGUCCGCGCCGACAAACCGUGUUGCAGACCGUCGAGUUUCAUGAACUAGGUGGCACCCACGGCUAUCGCGAUGUCGCACGGCUGCUUCUGCGCAACAUCCAUUAUGAUGGGGUCAUGUUUGUGUACCAUCGCCGCAGUCUUACCAGCACACUGUACCUAAAGGAGUGGUACCGCUGGGUACGCAGCGUCUUCUCCGCCUGCCCGGACGUAGGCUACCACUACGGGGCCGAGGCCAACAAGCCGGCGAGGUCCUCGAAAACGAUGCCGCGGUUUAUGUUAGUGGGCACUCAACUACCCGGUGACGAGCUUCCCGCUGCCGCGGCUGGACUAGCAAAGGCCCCUACGGAGACACUUCACAUGGCCUCCGGCGCCAUCUCUGACGAGACCCUGCUGGACGGCAACUUGGAGGUGAAGUUGCGCGCUCUGCAGUCCCCGCAAACACUGACGCAGCGCCGUGGCGUGUGGUGUGCACUGAGCAAGGUGUUCCGUAGGCUAGCGUGGCCGUACCACGUGUGCUGGUGUGCGUCGCACCCGUUUUUCCUCCUAUCGAAGCAGUAUCAGGAAGAGCUCGGACCGCGCGGCCGACUCGGGGCGUGUGGCUCAUGCAUCGUGGAGCGAUUUGUGUGGCUGCUUUACCAGGCUGAGCAGGCACUACUGUACGUGAUGGCGGUCAUUUUGUUCGGCCCCUACCAGAAAGCUGUGGUUCUUGGUCACUCACGCUUGAAGCAGACUCUGGAGGAGAUGCUCAAGGAUGAGCUGUGUGUAUCGCAGGCGCACGUGUGUCGCCUGGACAGCAACAUCUCCCUGCAAUCCUCCUUGGACGAUGUGGUUGCAUUCUUUGACAUUCUCCUUCGCCGAGAUGCAUCGGACGAUGGACACUGA
Molecule: messenger RNA, 1419 nt
Organism: Leishmania mexicana MHOM/GT/2001/U1103
Lineage: Eukaryota; Euglenozoa; Kinetoplastea; Trypanosomatida; Trypanosomatidae
Exons: 1
Coding region: 1-1419 (472 amino acids)
Source: RefSeq, a predicted model, not a curated record